AUGGCGAAGGAACCUAUCAGGACCCAUAAUAGGAUCGACACCAUCUCCAACCCAACGGUGUCGACACAGACCGUGGUCUUGGAUCUCCAGAUCGUUUCAGACGCAAUCCUGACGGGCAACCGGUAUACGCACCCCAUGUGCUGUGAUUAUUGGCCUGGGACUCCCUCCGCAGCGUGGCUGAGUCCAUCACAUACGCAGCCCACGGAGGAACAGGAGCCUUGGCGAGUCUUGGAGGAAGGCAACACGCCGAAGGGCCAAGCUCGUCCGUUCCAGGGCCCGGCCCCCCGAUGA
Molecule: messenger RNA, 291 nt
Organism: Penicillium alfredii
Lineage: Eukaryota; Fungi; Ascomycota; Eurotiomycetes; Eurotiales; Aspergillaceae
Exons: 1
Coding region: 1-291 (96 amino acids)
Source: RefSeq, a predicted model, not a curated record